AUGAAUAAAAAUAUAGAGAGAUACAUAAUAACUUCAAUUUUUGAAAAAAUAUCUCAAGGUAGUAUUGAAAGUGUUUUUGAAAUGGAGCUACCAGAAAAUGUAAGAAUAAGAAUAAGAGUAUAUGAAGAUGAAGAUGAUGUUGAAGCUAUAAAUAACUUAGAGAAUGAUUCUUUUGUAGUAAUUAUUCUCUCUUAUCAAACAAAGAAUGACUCAACCAAACCGAAUAUUAAAGGCAAUCAGUAUAAUGGUUUUAUAAAUUUUCAAACCAAUUAUCAAUUUAGACCAACAACCUCAACCACAACAAAUAGAUCAAUAAUUAAUACUCAAUCUUCAAAUCCGGAUAGAAUUUCAACCUAUAAUUCAUCAGAAUACUAUUCAAAUACCAACACCCAACUCAAUUCUUUCUCCAACAACUCAAUACAAAAUGAAACAUAUUCCAAUCAUACUCAAAACUCAUUUAAUAAUAAUUUUGAUAUUGAAUACGAUUAUAAUAUUGAGAAUAAUAAUAAUAAUAAUAUUAAUAAUAAUUUUAAUUAUAACACUAAUAAUAUGAAUUAUAUUAAUAAUAAUCCUCAUCAAAAUGAUAGUGGUGGUAAUAAUAAUAAUAUAUAUCCAACUAACUAUAAUUAUAACCUAUAUUAUCAGGCUUUUACUUCAAAUCAGUUAUUUCAGUUUCAAAGCUUUAUGGAAGACCAACACUAUGAACAAAGCUACUAUGAAGAAGAAGAAGAAGAAGAAGAAGAAGAAGAAGAAGAAGAAGAAGAAGAAGAAGAGAAUGAACAGGAGGAGGAAGAAGAAGACAAAGACGAAGAUGAUGAAGAAGAAGAAGAAGAAGAUGAUGAUGAGGAUUAUUAG
Messenger RNA from Heterostelium album PN500, 855 nucleotides. RefSeq lists its product as uncharacterized. Lineage: Eukaryota; Evosea; Eumycetozoa; Acytosteliales; Acytosteliaceae. The coding region runs from base 1 to 855 and encodes 284 amino acids. The transcript has 4 exons. The record is from RefSeq and is a predicted model, not a curated record.